AUGGCGGAAGGGGAGAAAGACAACGUCUAUGCAGCUGCUCCAGGAAAUGGAGGUGGCAUUGAUCAAAAUAAUGUAUGGGGUGGUAAUCGAGUAGGAGGCAAUGGCAAUGGCAAUGGAGGUGGUGUUGAUCAAGAUAAUAUAUAUGGUGGUAAUAAAGUAGGAGGCAACGGCAAUGUCAACGUCUAUGCAGCUGCUCCUGGAAAUGGAGGUGGCAUUGACCAAAAUAAUAUAUAUGGUGGCAAUAAAGUUGGAGGAAACGGCAGUGGCAAUGUCUAUGCAGCUGCUCCAGGAAAUGGAGGCGACAUUGAUCAGAGUAACACAUAUGGCAACAAUGGUAUAGGAGGCAAUGGCAAUGGCAAUAAUAAGGACAGUAUCGAAAUUGUGGACGCCGGCGAUGACGAUGACAAUGAAGGUGAGAUGCCGAGCAUGAUGUCUUUGGCUUCAGGAGGCGGUGCUGGAGGUCCUAUGAGCAUGAUGUCUAUGGCUUCAGGAGGCGGUGGUGAUGAUGAUGAAGAGAGUGGCGGAGGUCCUACGAGCAUGAUGUCUAUGGCUUCAGGAGGCGGUGGUGAUGAUGAAGAGGGUGGCGGAGGUCCUAUGGGCAUGUUGGAGAAACUUCAAGGUGUUGCGAGCAUGAUGUCUAUGGCUUCAGGAGGCGGUGGUGAUGAUGAAGAGGGUGGCGGAGGUCCUACGGGCAUGUUGGAGAAACUUCAAGGUGUCGCGAGCAUGAUGCCUAUGAUUGCACAAAGUCUUGGCGGUGGUGGUGGCGAUGAUGACGGAGGAGGUGGUGGCAAUCCUAUGGGAAUGUUCGGACAACUAGGAGGACUUUCGAGCAUGAUGCCUAUGAUUGCACAAGGUCUUGGCGGUAGUGGUGGCGAUGAUGACGAAGGAGGUGGUGGCAAUCCUAUGGAAUUGCUUGGAAACCUAGGAGGACUUUCGAGCAUGAUGCCUAUGAUUGCACAAAGUCUUGGCAGUAGUGGUGGCGAUGAUGACGGAGGAGGUGGUGGCAAUCCUAUGGAAUUGCUUGGAAACCUAGGAGGACUUUCGACGGCGACAGCCAAGACCUCAGAUUACGGAUGGCGCCAGGCAGAGAAACGGACAGGCGACAGGCAGGCUGGCCAAGUCACUCGCAAACCCCCACCGUCCCCUCUGGGCAGCCUGUCCUGCGGCGCCCUUCGCAGGGUGGAGUGGAUGAUACCUUGCUUGUUUUCAACGCAGCUCAAGGCCACCGUUACUACAGGCAGAGGCUAG
Elgaria multicarinata webbii is the source of this 1248-nucleotide messenger RNA. RefSeq lists its product as uncharacterized. NCBI's taxonomy places the organism in Eukaryota, Metazoa, Chordata, Lepidosauria, Squamata, Anguidae. The coding region runs from base 1 to 1248 and encodes 415 amino acids. The transcript is spliced from 23 exons. The record is from RefSeq and is a predicted model, not a curated record.